GUAAAUGUAUUUAUUAGGGAUUAAACGGAUUUGUGCUGUUCAACAAGAUAAGUUUUGGAAGAGACCAAAAAGCUAAAUAAACAAAUUGGAUUACCCUGGAAUAAAGUCAAGUUCCGAUGCCAGUUUAUUUGUCUAUGUUGGUGCCACUGCAUCGCCAAUAAAAGUUUGCCACUCAACAAAGGCGAAAACACUUAAAUAAAUAUAUAAAUCAAGCAACACAAAAAUUGUGCAAAACGAGUGCAGAGACCGAGGAAGCCAACAAUGGGUUUGCAGGAAAAACGCUUGAGAAAACGCAUCGAAAAACUUGUGGCCGACCCAUAAAGAAGAGUUGCAAUUUUUUGUCGAAAACUAGAAAUAAAAUCAAAUGAAAUAAAAUAAAAUGAAACAGUAUAGACAUUAGAUAGAACCCAAAUGGAGGCAAGCCAGGACCCAAGCCAUCCCCAAGUGUAUUAAUUCAAUAAACCUAUUUAUCUGAGACUUCGGCUGGGAUUUCGAGAACGGAGCAGAGAAUGCGACAAAGUUUGCCAGCCAAGACGGCGCAGUGCAAUCAGCAGAUCCUGUCUGUCCUGGUCCUAGCCCUGGUCUUGGUCCCAAGGAGCACGAGAAGCCAGAUUCGAUGCCGCAAACGAGUCCCAAUUGGAGGCAGGCGGACAAUGAGCGCACAAAAGGCGCUGUAAGUGUCAUUGCAGCCAGGAACUGGGCCACUGGGACUGCCACGCAGGACUGGAGCCAGAAGAGCAGCAGUAGCUGGAGCAGCACCAGUCGAAGAACCGGAAUCAGCAGAACCAGGACCCGGCCAGCCACGUUGACAACCGAGAUGACAGUGGCAGGACGAGCAGAACGAGCAGGAGUAGGAGCGCCGUGGUGUCGCCGAUUUUUCCACACAUCCCCACCAGCGUCUUGGCUGCGCAUCAGCUUCGUCCUUUUGGUCCUUCCAGCUCUCGGCUUUGGGAUACAAGUAGUCACCUGCAGCAAUCCGGAACUGGGAGCAAGUGCUCCAGAUACAGUGGAUUUAACACGGGGAGGGAAAAGCACUGAGGGACAGCUUACGACGGCCACAAGAUCCACUCUGCCAGAUAGUCCAAUGACAACACAAAACGAUCUAAUUACGACAGCCAGCAACUUAGCGACAGCAAAAAAGCCAGCCACAGCAGCCUCAGAGGCAGUAGAUACGGCAGAAAUAGCAGAAACAGCACCACCGACAGAGGCAACCAGCUCAUGGAGCUCCACGGCCGUAGCCCGGAGCAUGUCAUCAGCAGAUGGAGCAGGGGAGGCGAUAGCAACCAGCCAGUCAGCACAAAUUGGGCUAACUACUCAGGCCACAGUACGGCAAACAGAAGCGCAGACAGCAUCAGCAGCGACACAAGCCGCAGCAGCAACAUCAGCAGCAAUAGCAUCAGCAUCAGCAUCAGCAGCAGCAGCAACAGAGACCGCAGCAGAGAUGCUCAUAUCAACAAUUUAUCCAGCAUCAACGGAAACGGAUGUGCACAACUCCAUUGAGCGCGUAGAGGGGCGAAGCGGAAAGAUGGCGAAUGCGGUGCAUCCGGGUGUCGCUGAUUCAUUGACCAAGGGCUUCUCCAUUCCGACCUUCCUGCCGCCAUUUCCCGUUUUCGCGGCCGCGGAUUUGCCAGCUUACCGCGCCGCUGCUGAUGCAGCCGAGGCGGCCAAGUUGGCGGCAGAGGCGGCUGCCCAGGCAGCGGCCGCCAAAACAUCCUCGGAAGCGGUGACAAUGUCGCCGGAGGAGCAGCGCCGUGAAAUGUUUAAUGAGCAGCACUCCUACCUGGCCGCCCACCGCGAUGGCGGCGAGGGGGCGGGGUCGACGGUGCGGCGCAACCUGACAAUGCCCGUGCUAAACAUCACCGCCCAGAUGGGAAACCACGCCUACAUGCCGUGCCAGAUACAUCGAUUGUCGGAUAAGCCCGUUUCAUGGGUACGCAUGCGCGAUAACCACAUAAUCAGCGUGGACGAGACCACCUUUAUAGCGGACGAGCGAUUCCAAUCGAUAUAUCAGGAGAAUCACGACUACACCUGGUCCCUGCAGAUCAAGUACGUGGAGCCAAGCGAUGCCGGAUGGUAUGAGUGUCAGAUGGCAACGGAGCCAAAGCUGAGUGCCAAAGUCCACCUGCAGAUAGUCAAACCCAAGACUGAGCUGAUUGGGGAUCAGAGCCGCUUCGUGAAGGCGGGCAGCAAGGUGGCGCUGCACUGCAUCGUACGGGGCACCUUGGAUCCGCCCAAGUACAUUAUCUGGUUCCGGGGCCAGAAGAAGAUAAGCGAUAGCGACGAGCGAACUGGUUGGUACACGCAGCUAGAUCGGAAUAUAUUUGGAACCGUGGGCGAUAAUCAGAACACGAUCGGCUCAUUAAUUAUACCGCUCGUGCGCAAGGAGGAUUCCGGCAAUUAUACGUGCCAGCCGUCGAACAGCGUCUCCGUGUCCGUGGACCUGCACGUGCUAAGCGGUGAAUAUUCCGCAUCGGCCAUCAUGUCAACGGCGGCAAGGACGACGAAAGGCGGGAGGAGCACGUGCCAUUCGACGCUGGGACUCCUGGGAAUCCUUGGACUCCUAUGGGCGAUGCAGGGAGCGAUGCACACACCACCGACCCAGACGUGACUCGCCUAUUGAACGCCUGGUCGUGGCGUCCGACUUCCAAUUAUUUCGGAGAUGACAACAGGGGCAGAAGGUGGAGCAGGAGCAGAGCAGGAGCAGGAGCUGGAGUCCUGUCGAAACUGAAUUGACGGUUCUGUUAUUAGGUUAAACGUUGCCAUAACUCUCAUGUCUGCGUGUCUCACAUUAUUCCCGUACCAUACUGCAUUCAAUCUAAUGUAAAAUUCAAUUUAAGCAGACCCCAUUUCAAGUUGUGAAAUCGAAUCAAUAAUUAGAUUAUUGUCGGAGAGAAAUAUUAUUAAAUGAAAAUAAUAAAACUGAAUCAUAAAAAUCCAUCAUAAAUAACAGGCAUUCAAUAAAUCAUGUGAAACUUUAUUUAAA
Drosophila sechellia is the source of this 2983-nucleotide messenger RNA. It is a transcript of the gene dpr17, whose product is annotated as defective proboscis extension response 17. Gene Ontology annotation, cellular component: neuron projection membrane. The record is from RefSeq and is a predicted model, not a curated record. Gene Ontology annotation, biological process: synapse organization. Bases 617 to 2608 code for a protein of 663 amino acids. The transcript is spliced from 7 exons. NCBI's taxonomy places the organism in Eukaryota, Metazoa, Arthropoda, Insecta, Diptera, Drosophilidae.